Molecule: messenger RNA, 2544 nt
Organism: Botrytis cinerea B05.10
Lineage: Eukaryota; Fungi; Ascomycota; Leotiomycetes; Helotiales; Sclerotiniaceae
Exons: 1
Coding region: 279-2261 (660 amino acids)
Source: RefSeq, a predicted model, not a curated record
GGAUCUCGUCAAUACUCAACCACCGUCGUUACUCAGCAUGCAUGCCAAAGGGGAGUGAGUGACUGAUGUUGCGAUUCUAGUUUGCACCAUAAUAUAUGGCAAUUCUCAUAUUCUAGCUGUUGACUCGAGCUUCAUAAUAGUUUGCUGGAAUGGGAGUUUUUGCAAAUGGUUCGGGUUACCAUAGUUGGUGAUCCAUCCAUCCAUCCAUCCAUCCAUCGAUUUUUGAUCCGAGCUCGCUGGAUUAAUCAAAUCACAACCAUUGGCAUAUCACCAAUCUCAUGAACAGCAUGAGCAGCUCCGAAUAUUCAAUGAAACAGCCAUCCUUAAAAAAAAACCGCACAAUUUAUCUGCAUUCUGCGAGAUCCCCUUCCAAAAUGACACCCUACUCCCAACCCCUUUCCCUCCCUAAUCGCGAAAUUCGCAUCCUCAUCCUCCAACCCCUAAGCCAAGGCACCCCAAUUCAAUGCACCGUCGAAACCAUCUCUCUCCUCUCCCGUUCCUCAUACGAAGCAUUGUCUUAUGUCUGGGGCGAUGCCUCCAUCCGACAAACCAUCACAUUCAAUGACGCUCCCUUCUCUGUUACUCAAAACCUGGCGAUUGCAUUACAUCAUCUCAGACUACCUAACAGACCGCGAAGGCUUUGGGUUGAUGCCAUAUGUAUCAAUCAAUCUGAUAUUAAAGAACGCAAUGAACAGGUCACGCUGAUGGGUGAGAUUUAUUCUAUGGCGAAACCAGUUUUAGUUUGGCUGGGUGAGACGUUUGAGGGGUGUGAGGAAGCCUUUGAUUUGAUGUCUAAAAUCGCUAUUGCAAGUGAAGAUGAAAUUAUAGAGGAGGAGUCUCAAACCAUGUUUUCUUUUUAUAUUCAGCUUGUUAAGAAAGAAUGGUUUACUCGUCUAUGGACCAUACAAGAACUGGCACUAGCGGAUCAGGAACCCCUAGUUGGUUGUGGAUUCACCUGGACUACCUGGAGUGUACUGUCAAAAGUGUGGCAAAAAGUUGCGAUGAUUGAAUUCACGAAAAUGGGAAUGAUUAUGAUGGAACCUGGCGUUGAGAAUGAGAAUUCAGACAAAACUGUUGUUUCGCAAGGUGUACGCACCAGUACUAUCAAAGUCGAUCUUCUUAAUAAUUUACGCACGGCAGUUACUGAUAAAAAAGGUGAAGACCUCCGGGAUCUGUUACUCAACACCGUUACAUCUAAAGCAACAGAACCCAGAGAUAGGAUAUAUGGUCUACUAGGCAUGAUGAGUUCCUCGGACAGAAAAGCCAUCAUAGUAGAUUACAAUCGACCUCUUGGAACAAUAUACGCAGACGCCAUAUCCCACAUCUUCCAUAAGGGAAAGGGACCUUCCUUUCUUUCCGGCUUGGAACUAGCAGGUCCCAAUCCGCCAAUCCAGUAUUCUUCCUUUCCAUCAUGGGUGCCAAGAUUAGGCAGCGAAUCUCUUCUUCAUUCUACCCUUUAUCACCCCCCAGGUAUAGGUGUCUCAGGAGCGGGUAGCACCGCCAUCAAUGGUCACAUAUCUCCCGAUCUCAAAACCCUCUACAUCAGAGGUCUUCCCAUCGACACCAUUGCUGAGAAAUUUACCUUUGGCUUAGACAAUGAAUGUCUUACUCAACUCCCCCACAUCGAAGAAAUGGUCCUCAAAGCACAACAUUUCGCAACCCGCCACUCACAUCAUCGACCCUACCUGCACGCUUUCAAAACCAAAGAACCAGUAUGGAGAACCCUAAUCGCAAACAAACUCUACACUGGAGCCGGCCGGGAAGUGGCACCCGAUGCUUACGGCGAGAUGUACGAUAUACUGAUCAACAAUAAUACGCAGAAAUGCCAUACCAAUCACCAUAUUUCCCAUCCAGAAGCCGAUAGGUCGCACAGCUACAUUGACAAAACUAGAGACUAUAGACUUUCCCUCCUAAACCGCCUCCCCAAUUCCGCAUUCUUCAUCACCACAACCGGGUUCUAUGGCGUGGCUCCUAGUUCGAUAGAUGUUGGGGAUCAGAUUGCGAUUUGGUUUGGGGCAUCUGCUCCUUUUGUUUUGAGAAGGUGGGAGGAUAUCAAAGGACGGAAUCGAUCACAGGGUGGUGAUAGUGAUGAUGAUAGUAAGUAUUCCGAUACCGCAAAAGCACAAGGAAAAGAAGAAGAUCAAAGUAAAAUAUUCGCAGCCGUCGCAGUAGCAUAUGUAGCGGGUAUCAUGGAUGGAGAGAUAGUGGAUGAGGUUUAUUGUGAGGAUUUGGAAGAGGAUGUUGUGUUUACUAUUCGAUAGGAUUUAGAGGGGGGAUUCUUUAGGUAGGCAGGUAGCUCUCUACUUUUUUUUUUUCCUAUUUUUCCGUUUUGCAUUUUGCGUUUUGUAGGGGAAUGACGGUAUUUUUUGUCUUUUAUUAUUUUAUUUUUUAUAUAUUCAUAUAUUCAUAUAUUCAUAUAUGUUUAGAUAGGUAGGUAGGUAGGUAGGUAGGUAGUUAAUUAGUUGGAUAGAUACCUAUAUAGAUACAUAUGAAUGUAACUCGAGAUGGAGAAUCGCAUGUAGUACAGUUAGAAUCGUAUAUUCA